AUGGCAGCUAGGCAGCCCACUCCCCAUGCCGGCGUCAAUCCCCACCUUCCGCUCGAGAUCUACGCCCACAUCCUCACUUUCCUCCAAAAGCCGGAUCUCGCUAUCGCUGCCCGUGUCUGCCGCUCCUUCUACCUCAUCGCCACGCCACGCCUCUAUAAGGACCUCUGUAUCUCUUCGGGUCACCACAACCCUCUCUAUCACUGCGAGAUAUCGGCGACUCAUCAUUCUCGGCGGCCUCGGAUGCGCUAUCUGCCUACAGCCCAAGGCGCACGUGCCAACAUGACUCCCUUCGGCCUCGGCCCCCUUCCUGACCGGUUCUCGUUCACCCGGCAACUCUUCCUCGGCCGAUAUCACGAGAUGUCAUGUCUCGAUCAUACUCCCCUGUCUACGCCGCUCCUCCAACAACUAUCCAUCAUCGAUUCAGCCGAUGACAGCCCCUGCCAGUCCACGUUGACUUUGUUCAAGGUCGGGGCGCCCUCCGUCCCCAUGGCAAGAUGCCCUCUCCUCGCGAAUCUGCGCCCUACUCGUCUAAUCUGCGGCGCACCUGGGGACUAUGAGGCGGGGCUCUGGCUAUCCGCGGGGGUCCCCGUCCUGCCGACGUGGAUCCGGGAGAUGGUGCUCUGCGUGGACGUCCAUCCCGAUCGUCACAUAUCUCCCAAUCGGCGCUGCGAUGCUCUCACCAAUCUCCCGGCUACGCUUCAGAAGUUCUCUCUACUUCUAAACGUCGAGCCAGGACGCUGGGCAUCAGACAUGGAACGUCUCUCGCACUCAAGUCUCGAAGGGCUCUUGCUGUCGCCCGAGGAUUUCUUGCGAAACCUGGCGGGUCUUUGCAGAAGGGAUGCGGAGGUGGUGGAGAUUGUGGGAGCGAAGAGGCUGGAGGCCGAGGGUUGGGGAAUGCCGUAUGAGCUGAUCGAGAGGGAGAUCAGGAAGGAGGUCAAGGAAUGGGCGAUGUGGAAGGGGUGGGACGAGGCGUGCGCGGAGAUAAGGGGUGAGGGGAUCGAGUUUGUCACGAAGGACGAGUACGACAAGCGCGGGAGGGGAUAUGCGGGGUUCGGCUUAGUGAUACAGCAGAGAGUCAGAGAGUAA
Molecule: messenger RNA, 1086 nt
Organism: Dioszegia hungarica
Lineage: Eukaryota; Fungi; Basidiomycota; Tremellomycetes; Tremellales; Bulleribasidiaceae
Exons: 1
Coding region: 1-1086 (361 amino acids)
Molecular function (GO): protein binding
Source: RefSeq, a predicted model, not a curated record